AUGAAGGCCACGGUUGUGCCUACGCAGUGCGUCGACGCGGCCAAGCCAGUGUCGACGGGUCCCGUGUCGUCGCUGCGACCCACGGUGCCACCCUCUGGUCUUGCGCAGUAUCGCGACUGGCCCUUCGCCGUGCUCUUUGUCAUCAACGUGCUUGCGAUCCUCGUCGUGGCCUUGCUCUGGGGCGCCCCAAGCUUGGACGACAGCCAAGACGCCUCGACGUCGAUCGACGUCACGUACGUGGGCAAAGGGAUCGGUAUCAUGGCGGCCAUGUUCGUCGUCAGUCUCGGCCUCUCGGCGCUGAUGGUGCUCGCGAUCCUCAAGUUUCCCGCCGAAAUCAUCACCUUUGGACUAUGGACCAACUUGACGCUGUGCUUUCUGGUCGCGGUCCUCGGACUCGUCACCGGCAUCCUCGUGCUCGUCAUCAUUGGGGGCUUGUCAACCGCACUCUUUGCUUGCUACAUGUACGGUGUGCGCGACCGGCUCGCGUUUGCGGCGGCCAACCUCCGUGUCGCGGCGGCCGCACUCGUCGACGUCAAGGCGCUUGUCCCGAUAAGCUUUCUUUUGGUGCUCUUGCAGCUCGUCUGGACACUUGUCUGGUUCAUUGCGCUCUAUGGCAUCUUUGUGCAGGCCCCGCCCGCGUCGACGCCGGCGGUGCCUGCGAUCCUACUCUCGCUCUCGCUGCUCUGGGGCAUCUCGGUGCUCAAAAACAUCAACGUUGUCACGAUUGCCGGUGGCGUUGCGAGCUGGUGGUACGGCGAGAGUGCCGCACCGACGGCCGGCGCUCUGCAGCGCGCGACGACCACGUCACUGGGCUCCAUCUGCCUCGGGUCGCUUCUUGUCGCGAUUCUCCAAGUGCUGCAGCAGCUUCUCGAGAUGGCGAGCCGCAACGGAGGCGUCGGCGCACUCGUCGCGAGGUGCCUCAUGAGCUGCCUCGUCUCCCUUUUUGAGCUCUUCAGCCACUGGGCGUUUGUCUACGUCGGCGUCUACGGCAACACGUUCGUCCAAGCCGGCAAGGCGACCAUGCAGCUCUUCCAUGCGCGCGGCUUCACGGCGCUUCUCAACGACGAGCUCAUCUCGAGUGCGCUCGCCUUCUCGGCGUUCGUUGUCGCUCUCAUCUGCAGCGGCGUUGGCGUUGCCGUGUGUGCGAUUGACACCCAGGCAACUGCCACGCUAGUGCUUGUGGGUCUCGGCUCCUUCUUUAUGGCGCUGGCUGUCGCGCUGGUCGUGCUCAGCACCAUCGACGGUGCGGUCGCGACCGUGUACGUGUGCUUUGCCGAGCACCCGGAAGCACUGGGGCAGAGCCACCCCGAGCUCUUCCAGCUGCUCAUGCGCGGCUGGCACGCCAUGUACCCGGAUAUCAUGGCCUCGGCCGGCUACCCAUUGCCAACGGCAACCUAA
Molecule: messenger RNA, 1398 nt
Organism: Saprolegnia parasitica CBS 223.65
Lineage: Eukaryota; Oomycota; Saprolegniomycetes; Saprolegniales; Saprolegniaceae
Exons: 9
Coding region: 1-1398 (465 amino acids)
Biological process (GO): transmembrane transport
Cellular component (GO): membrane
Molecular function (GO): transmembrane transporter activity
Source: RefSeq, a predicted model, not a curated record